AGUGUGCACAGAGGAAGAAUAGAACUGCAACUUACAAAAGAACAUGUCAACUCCAAGGAAUAUUCGCAGGCAGGGUGCUUCUGCUUAAAAGCUCAUCAGCCAUAAGCUCUUCAAGAGAGCUAGGGAGGAGAGAGAAAGAAGGAAAGGCUCCUCUUUUGAGAAGACGAGGUUUUAGCUCAGACUAUUGCAGGAGGAAGAGGAAGGAGAGAGAAGCAUGGCUGCCUUCUGGCUCAUCUCUAUCAUUGUCCUUGUACUACUUUCUGGAGAAUCCAAUGCCAAUCCAGCUGCCUCUCAGCAGAGUCAGCUGGAUGUAAACCACAGGAAGCCACUUCAAACUUUCAGACCUUACAACAUUGCCCACAGGGGUUCCAAUGGUGAAAUACCCGAAGAGACCACGGCUGCCUACCUGAGGGCUAUUGAAGAAGGUGCAGACUUCAUAGAGUCUGACAUACUUGCAACAAAGGACGGACAUCUGAUAUGUUUCCACGAUGUUAUAUUGGACGCAACAACUGAUAUCGCCAAUCGUACAGAAUUUGCCAACAGGAAGAGAACCUAUGAAGUUGAGAGACAAAAUGUGACCGGCUGGUUUGUUGUGGAUUUUACUCUUGAAGAACUCAAGUCACUGAGGGUGAAACAACGCUACAAUUUCAGGGACCAACAGUACAAUGGGAAGUACCAGAUUAUUACAUUUGAUGAGUACAUCUUGAUUGCGCUUUAUGCCGAUAGGGUUGUUGGGAUAUACCCAGAGCUCAAGAAUCCCAUUUUCAUCAACGAGCACGUCAAAUGGUCAGACGGGAAGAAGUUUGAGGACAAGUUUGUCCAGACACUGCUGAAAUAUGGUUACAAAGGCGAAUACAUGUCUGAAGAUUGGCUUAAACAGCCAUUGUUCAUUCAAUCCUUCGCACCAUCGUCACUCAUUUACAUGUCAAAUAUGACAAACUCUCCAAAAAUAUUCCUAAUCGACGAUACCACAGUUAGAACUCAAGACACUAAUCAGUCAUACUACGAGAUAACUUCGGACGCUUACCUUGCGUUCAUAAGGAAGUACAUAGUUGGCAUUGGACCAUGGAAAGAUACAAUUGUUCCUCCCAUAAAUAAUUACCUAGGUCCCCCAACCGAUCUUGUCGCGCGAGCACACGCUCUGAAUCUUCAGGUGCAUCCAUACACUUUCAGAAACGAGAACAUGUUCUUGCACUUCGACUUCCACCAAGACCCUUAUCUUGAGUACGAGUAUUGGCUCGGUGAGAUUGGCGUCGACGGGCUUUUCACUGAUUUCACUGGUACCUUGCACAGGUUCCAGGAAUGCACAACUCCGUAUCCAAAGAAUGAAAAGAAUGCAGAGGCACUCUUGCAGAAAAUUAACUACAUGCUGAAGGAUAGCGGAUACUAAGCUUGCAUGACAACUCACUGUACUGUUACUUUUCAGAUUUGUUUCAUUAUUGUCACCACUGAAAAAGGCACCACCCUUGCAGUUUCUACAAUUGUUAAAAUAAAGCAGCUUGUAGAAUAAAAGUAAAUUGAAAUGUGUUUUCACAAUAUCAUGUCUGUAAACCUUAUUCCUAACUCCAGAAAGGGGCAAGAUAGCUAAAACCGAAAA
Oryza sativa Japonica Group (Japanese rice) is the source of this 1597-nucleotide messenger RNA. RefSeq names its product glycerophosphodiester phosphodiesterase GDPD6. NCBI's taxonomy places the organism in Eukaryota, Viridiplantae, Streptophyta, Magnoliopsida, Poales, Poaceae. Gene Ontology annotation, molecular function: glycerophosphodiester phosphodiesterase activity. Gene Ontology annotation, biological process: lipid metabolic process. The record is from RefSeq and is a predicted model, not a curated record.